This is a messenger RNA of Lecanosticta acicola, 608 nucleotides long. Lineage: Eukaryota; Fungi; Ascomycota; Dothideomycetes; Mycosphaerellales; Mycosphaerellaceae. The record is from the annotation of a GenBank genome assembly.
AUGGCGGAUGGAACAAAAGGCAUGACGGCUUCUGUGCAAGGGAAGAGGAAGGACUCUCCACCUUCAGGCGGACCGGAGAAAAUGGAGGACACGACGGAUAGUGCGCUCAGUUCAAUAGAUUACUGGGGAGGUCGGACUGUUCAGAAGGCGCGAGGAAUGCUCGAUUCCGUCUUUCCUCCAGAGAAACGAACUGCUUUUGUGUCCAAGCUAAAAGACUUCAUAUUGGCGAAUCCCAAGGUUUCCGUAUGUUUACGUGCACUCAAGACCGUAUGAGCUGCCAUUGACCAACACACUAGGCUUUCCUGGGAAUAAAUCUCGCCCUGACCGGAAUACCUUUGGGCCUCUUCAUCCUCUUCAGUCUCUCGGUCUUCAUCUUCGCCCUGGUAGUUGCCCUAGUCGUUGGCCUUCUUGCAGCAAUCCUCUUCACCCUCGGAGCAGUCGGCCUGGCCCUGAUCGUCGUCUUUCCCAUCAUCAUGUUCACCACAGUUGCAGCUUGUCUCCUGUUUCUAUGGGGACUAGGAGGCUACUACAUCCUCAAAUGGGCGAGCAGUGACAAGGAAGGAGGACCAAAGCAGGCAUCCGAGAGGCCUCGAUUGGCGACUCCUUGA